This is a messenger RNA of Ochotona curzoniae (black-lipped pika), 496 nucleotides long. It is a transcript of the gene CCDC179, whose product is annotated as coiled-coil domain containing 179. The transcript has 4 exons. Bases 102 to 308 code for a protein of 68 amino acids. The record is from RefSeq and is a predicted model, not a curated record. NCBI's taxonomy places the organism in Eukaryota, Metazoa, Chordata, Mammalia, Lagomorpha, Ochotonidae.
GGGGCAGGGUGGGGCAUGAGGACAGUGAGUGUUGUGUCCCAUAGUUACUUGGGACCAGGGUGGAAGUAGGUGCCCCCAGGGGCACCCAGAGGCUCUUCAGCAUGUGUCUGCGCUUCUCGGAUGAUGAUCCUGUUCAAGUCAGCCCCGAAGGACCAAGAAGACCACAUCCCUCGAAAGUCACCGCAAAGCAGUCUACAGAUAAACGUAUUCAGCACAUGCAAAACAUCAAGAAGGAGAAGAGGAGGUUAAGCAAACGAUUCGCAAGGCCUUCUCCUAUUCCAGAGCCAGGACUCCUGUGGUCUGGAUAAAGCUGGAGUCUGCAUUGAAGAAACCAUGUACCAGAGUGAAUUUAUGGCCUUGGAAAUACAACUGUGUGCCAUGAUUUGACUUCAUGUGAAAAACAAAAGCAAUACUCUGCAAUUUCAGCAAAAUAAACAUGGUUCAAGCAAUUUACAUACAAACUAUGGCCUCUAAUAUCUUAUUAAAUAUCACUCCA